UUACCUAUUUAUUUAUCUUCAUACUUCUCCACCUUUCAAACCCAAUCUCACUCCUUUUCACUUCUCUCUCUUGCCUCUACUCUACUCAUACCCCAAUCGCCAUGGCAGGGUUCUCCCACAACGCAAUCCAGAGUAAGGAUUUGUGCAAUUGGAUGAUGUUCGUUGAUGUGGAUGAAUUCAUUUACUCACCAUCAUGGUUCAAUUUCUCAAAACCAUCUAAAUCAAUGUUACAAUUUCUACUCCCAACAUUCUCACCAUCUGCUAAACCUAAUUAUAUUGGUCAAAUCUCUAUUAGAUGUAACGAAUUCGGUCCAUCUAGCCAACGGUCCCACCCACCAGAGGGUGUGACUCAAGGGUACAUGUGUCGAAGAUUUGUGGAGCAGAGACACAAGUCUAUUGUGCUACUGGAUGCAGUGAAUGCCUCCCUACUCAAUGCAAUUCACCAUUUUAAAAUGAAGGAUCGGUACAAGACUGUGACAAUGAGCCUGAACAGAGCUGUGGUGAACCACUUCAAUUACCAAGCUUGGAGUGAGUUUCAGAACAAGUUUAGGAGAAGGGUUUCGACAUACGUUGUUGAUUGGAAGGAGAAGGCUAAUCUAGCCUCCAAUGAUCGGACACCUGGGUUAGGGUUCGAGGCCGUGGAGCCAAAAGCUUGGGACCAAAAGUUUUGUGAGGUUAAGGAUGAGAGGUUGAAAUUGGUUACUCGAAAAUGGUUUGGAUCUCCAACAUCAGAUGGCUAUAAAUUGGUUUGGCAGACAUGAGAUGAAGAUCCUAAAGCAACUGCAUACCGAGAAGCCAUGGAUGCCCUAUCUUCUUUGAUUACGAAACACAAACGUGCAGAUAAGAGCAAUAACUGCGAUAGAUUCGAACUGAUAUUUGAUUAUAUAAAGGUAAGUUUUGUUUUUUUUUCUUUUUUCUUGACUAAGUGUGAAUUAUUAAUGGAAGUUGAAGUAAUUCAAAUAUUUUUCUUUAGUUUUUGGAUUUAAUAGUUUGAAUUAUGUAUUUGAGCUCAAAUUUGCUCAUGUCUACAUUGUUUGGAUUGAAAUAAUAGAUGCUAGACUUGGAUGAGUAUAUAUCCAAAAUGAAGGUUAUUCUUAUGUACCAACUAACUUCUAACUAAUAUUAUCAGAACCAACACCAACAGCGUAAAAAGCGGCGGUUCCGGUAGGAUUGAAGCUAGCUCCGCCAAGGAGGUCACCGACGAAGGUAAAAACGAUAACGAAAAUGAAAACGAGAGCGGUAGUGAUGAAGAAAGAGGGCCAAACAAUGCCAUUAACACCAAAAGUGGUGGAAAGAACAGCAGUUACAGCACCCAAAGUGGAAGCACAGAAGAUCCACGUAAAGGUUAGGACAGCGUAUCCAAUGGCUGCCUUUAUAGCCCCAACCAUGGUGAAUUGGCGAAAUUGAUGAUGUAUUUUGUUUUUUUUUUCCAAUCUAAGAUAUGGAGCAGAAGAGUAGGUUUGAUUGG
Messenger RNA from Cannabis sativa, 1468 nucleotides. RefSeq names its product glycosyltransferase family 92 protein At1g27200-like. The transcript has a single exon. Lineage: Eukaryota; Viridiplantae; Streptophyta; Magnoliopsida; Rosales; Cannabaceae. The coding region runs from base 102 to 761 and encodes 219 amino acids. The record is from RefSeq and is a predicted model, not a curated record.